AUGCUCGCCUGGACCGCGCUCGGCCUGGCCCUGAGCUUUCGGCUGGCGCUGGCGCAGAGCGGCGUGGAGCACGGCCUCCCGGCAUCGGCCCCCCAGGGGGAUCUGCUGUUCCUGCUGGAUAGUUCGGCCAGCGUAUCCCACUACGAAUUCUCAAGGGUUCGGGAGUUCCUGGGGCAGCUGGUGGCCCCUCUGCCCCUGGGCCCCGGGGCCCUGCAUGCCAGCCUGGUGCACGUGGGCACCCGGCCAUACACUGAGUUCUCCUUUGGCCAGCACAGCUCAGGCGCAGCGGUCCAGGAUGCCAUCCGGGCCUCGGCCCAGCGCAUGGGUGACACCAACACUGGCCUGGCACUGGCCUAUGCCAAGGAGCAGCUGUUUGACAUGGCAGCCGGUGCCCGGCUGAGGGUGCCCAAGGUGCUGGUGUGGGUGACAGAUGGUGGCUCCAGUGAUCCGGUGGGGCCCCCUAUGCAGGAGCUCAAGGACCUGGGUGUCACUGUCUUCAUCAUCAGCACCGGCCGUGGCAACUUCCUUGAGCUGUCGGCCGCCGCCUCAGCCCCUCCCGAGAAGCACCUGCACUUUGUGGAUGUGGACGACCUACACAUCAUUGCCCAGGAGCUUCGGGACUCCAUUCUUGACGCGAUGCAGCCGCAGCAGCAGCAGCUCCGCGCCUCCGAAGUCACGUCCAGCGGCUUCCGUCUGGCCUGGCCGCCCCUGCUGACCGCCAACUCCGGCUAUUACGUGCUGGAACUGGUGCCCAGCGCCGAGCCAGGGGCAGUGCGUCGCCAGCAGCUGCCGGGGAACACCACAGGCUGGGCCUGGGCUGGCCUUGAGCCCGACACGGACUAUGACGUCGCUCUGGUGCCUGAGUCCAACGAGCGCCUCGUGGGGCCGCAGCACCUGCGGGUGCGUACGCUGCCCGAUGAGGCUGGGCCGGAGAGGAUCGUCAUCUCGCAUGCCAGGCCGCGCAGCGUGCGCGUGAGCUGGGCCCCGGCCCUGGGCCCGGCCUCUCUGCUCGGCUACCAAGUGUUGUACGGGCCACUGCAGGGCGGUGCGGCGCAGCGCGUGGAGGUGCCUGCAGGCGGUAACAGCACCACACUACAAGGCCUGGCGCCCGGCACAGUUUACCUGGUGACCGUGACCGCGGCCUUCCGCUCGGGCCGCGAGCGUGCGCUGUCGGCGAAAGCCUGCACGCCCCCCGGGGAGCGCAGCCGCGCUCCGCCCCUCCCCGACGCUGGGGCCCGGGGGCCGUGA
Messenger RNA from Trichechus manatus latirostris (Florida manatee), 1248 nucleotides. It is a transcript of the gene VWA1, whose product is annotated as von Willebrand factor A domain containing 1. Gene Ontology annotation, molecular function: protein binding. The transcript is spliced from 4 exons. The coding region runs from base 1 to 1248 and encodes 415 amino acids. NCBI's taxonomy places the organism in Eukaryota, Metazoa, Chordata, Mammalia, Sirenia, Trichechidae. The record is from RefSeq and is a predicted model, not a curated record.